Molecule: messenger RNA, 1236 nt
Organism: Alternaria atra
Lineage: Eukaryota; Fungi; Ascomycota; Dothideomycetes; Pleosporales; Pleosporaceae
Exons: 1
Coding region: 1-1236 (411 amino acids)
Source: RefSeq, a predicted model, not a curated record
AUGUCGCUACUCGUCAUGUCAACAGAUCCUCCUUCUACUCUGGAUCGACUAUCGCCUUCCUGGUUACGACGCCCGAUGUCUCGACGAUCAACAUCGCCCCAGAAAGAGUCGCGGCCGGCAACAGCAAACGGCCUACUUGCACCAGAGCCAGCACAAACAUCUAGCAAUAGCGAUGGCUCACGAUCGCCGCGCUCAAGCUCAUCUGGCCGGCGUGGUUCCGUAAUGGGAUUAGUCAACAGAUUGCGUUCGCCAUCAAAUGCUAGCCUCGCAAGUAACAAGUCGCAAGACGCAGACUUUAGUGAGAUCGAAAAUUGGUUCUUCGGAUUCCGAAAGUACAACCAACUAGUCAGCAGCACCAUAACGCCGAAUCAGACCUAUCCAUCGAAGGAGUUUUCAAAAGCCACCAAAGCGCUGACGAAGAACUGUGGGGGCAAAUUUCUCCACGGGUUACCGGAGGCUGUAUUCGACUUUUCUCUACUAUGGUGUCCUGCAGGGCAGAUGACCAGAAAAAAUACCAACGAACCAUCCUGGAGCUGGUCCGCGUACGAAGGUCCCGUGAACUUCCCAUUCGACCCAACGAGCUGCCCAGAUGUUUACAAAAUUCCACGAAGCGAGGGCGAGUGGUUCCAGUCAGAGGUUGUAAACUUUCACAUCGGGCCUCAAUCUGCGCAAUAUACAGUCCGACGCGAGAAGGGCAACUCCCUGCGCAUCAAAUAUCCGCCUUAUUUCCACGCGCCACGCGGGUCAGAUCACAGCAAUGAGUCGAAUACAUUACGAUUCACAGCGAAAACUAUCUCCGCCAACGCCUUUAUCGCCGAACAAAUACAGCAUGAAGAGAAGGAUAUCCCAUGCUCACACCUCAUCAAUGAACAGAACUUGCACUGCGGCGUCAUCAUGGAUUACGAAUCCGUGAUAUCCGAACCAUCAUCCACAGGUCCCUUCGAGUUCGUCCUGCUAUCGCGCAGCUUAUGGCGCGAUCCCUCACCCGAUAAUCGGAAACCUGGUUCGAACACCAUGCAUCCCCCAGGUACACCAAUCUGGGACGGAGAGCGGUUCUUAUGGGAUUCCAGGGUCGAUGAUCACGACGAGCAGUUUGCGACGGGACCCUGGAAGAUGCUGAAUGUCAUGCUGAUUAAGUGGGUCGGUGAGCAUGCAGAGCGAGUGGCUAUUGCACGGAUGCACGAAGACGAGUGGAAACGACAUAAUCCUACGAGGUCGGACAUUGUACUUCGAUGA